This is a messenger RNA of Drosophila ananassae, 2834 nucleotides long. Its product is annotated as calponin homology domain-containing protein DDB_G0272472. NCBI's taxonomy places the organism in Eukaryota, Metazoa, Arthropoda, Insecta, Diptera, Drosophilidae. The record is from RefSeq and is a predicted model, not a curated record. Gene Ontology annotation, molecular function: phosphatase binding. Bases 118 to 2763 code for a protein of 881 amino acids. The transcript has 5 exons.
GCUGUCAGGUUGUCAGGGCAAUACUUUCAAUUUGUUUAUAAAACUUUCACAAAUGAGAAAAAAUAUCUGCUGAAGUUGUUAAAGAAACUCUUAAUUGAUAAUAUUAAUUAAAAGAAAAUGUCGCUUGCCAAACGUCGAGAUAAGCCUAACAAGGACACACGCUGGGACCGCAUCCGCAAACGGUAUUUUCAGGCCAAUGCUUCAGGCCUUAAAACGGAUGCAGUGCGUCGGUUCAUAGAGGUCGACUAUGUGGGCAAGCGACAACAGCGCCAGCUGAUAGAAGGUGACGAUCCCAAGCAAUUGAAUCCUAGUGUCAUCAUGGACAUGCGACAUAAGAUGUUCAAGAAGAUUCCGCACAAACUUCCGCUGGCCACCAUAGCCCAUGGCAACACCUUGGAAGCCACCAAGGCUCACAACCGUGAGGUGGAGCAGAGAUUUGUUGACCAUCAACUGGAUAAGUUUCGCCAGCAGUUAGCCCGGCAGUUUCAGCGCAGCAAGUCCCACCGAGUUCCUCCCACAAAACCUGACUUUAAGCUAAACCACAAGCCUCUGGUAGAGAGCCUUACCCAGGCUGUCAAUCAUAUUGAUAACUUCUACAGCACUCCAGUCGAGGCCUUAAGUCAGAUGGCCCAGAUGUGCUCCGAAACCAAGAGGGCGGCAACGAAGACCCUGAUCCAGGAGCUUAGGGCUGAACCCGAAGCGGAAAAAGAGGCAGACAUGGACGGGGAAUGGGUGGAGAAUGAAGCUGAGGUACUGCCGGUACUCUCUGAAUUCCGAAAUGAGAAUGCCCUCUCCUUUGAUGCUCUGGAAUAUCGGAAGUUCGCCAAACAGGUCCAGGCAGAUGAGAGCAAGGCGAAGCUAUUGCGGUGCCGCACUCCCAGUCCGCUAACCUCGACGGAGGAGUUCUUCAAGCCCAUGCGGGCAGCAGCCGAGCGACAAAUGCUGCACGUCCGUACCGUCCGGCACGAAGAGGAAUUGCAGGAAGAGGGCAAGCAGGAUCCGGAGGAGAUAAAACCACCCUCACUGCAGAGGGAAUCUUCUAGUUGUUCGGACACCAGUGAUGGGAUAGAUUCUGUAAUCUCGGAUUUGGCCGAGGAAGCCCUUUACGAACUCCAAAUGGAGGCGGCUGAGGAGCAAAAAGAUCAGUUGAAUAAGAACCUGCCCAUUCCGCCAAAGCAUGUCCAGUUCCAGUUACCCCAAAAGAAGACUCCCACGCCGAGCACUCAUCCUAUUGAAGAGUCGGAACCAGAACCAGAGCCCGAGACUCAAGCCCUGCUCAUUCGACGCAUAGAGCUACCCAAGGUGGUGGUGAAGCCCAAAGCAACAGAAUUUCCAGAGCUGUCCAGCCCCAGCGAAGAUGAGACUGAUGUCCAGCCCAGCCACGAAAAGCAGAAGAUUAUCGACCAGCUAUUCCAGGCCAGGGCAAACACUGAGUUGGUUCUUAUGCGGAAAUAUUUUCUCAAGUGGAUACAUUUCAUCACCCUGGAGAAGAUUGAACGGGAGCAGGGACAGACCGCACAUGCGAAGGAUAAUCGAGUGCAGAAGAUAAACGCGUUUUUGGACAAGGUGCGGCAGGAGAAGAAACGUCAACGGACGUCCCAGCCCGUGGACGCGACUAAUGAGAAAAGCAAGAUCACCCAAAAAUCUCUAGAGCAGCGCGAAGAGUCCGUGAAGUUGGAAAAACAGUUUAAGAACAAGCUAAAAGUACAGCAGGAUAUCAUAGACCUACAACGCAUGAAGCUGGAGCGCCAGGAGCGGCUAAUAAUGCAGCUAAAAUUGAGUAAACUGAGCGACGAAGCCAAGGAGGCUCGGGAGGACCUCAAACAGGAGCUGAAGACUGUCAUCCGCUGCGGCGAUCCUAAGGCCAAGGCCAAGGCAAGGUGUCUGCAGUUGAUUGGCAAUCUUCGCGAUGUGGAGGACGAGGAGAUGGCCCGGCUGCAGGGAAAGGCUUUACUUCAGCCGCGAUUUCUGCAGCACAUGCAGGAACGGGCCAUGGAAAGGAGUGUGCGCCACGAACAGGCUCGCCAGCGGCGGGCUCAGGCAGAAGCUGAAAGGGAGGCAGCCAAGCUGGCUCUGGAAGAGGCUAAGCGCCAGGAAGACGAAGAAGCCAAGCGUCUAAGGAUUGAAGUACUGAAGGAGAAACGACGUCAGGAGAAGAUGGCAAAAGUGCUGAAGGAGCGGGAGCGCCAACGGUUUAUUGAGAACCAAAGAAAGGCUGUGGAGUUCAGCCGCCGCCUGCUACUGCGGCGAGUUGGAAUGGAGGCCUUCAAAAGACUGCUUCAGCGUAAACGUGAAAACUUGGUUAAAAGUGAGGAGUUCCGGCGCCGGAUGUACAAACAGAACUGCUUCCAGUCGUGGCGCAACUACACGGCCUACAAACAGCGCGAGAAGAUGAUAAAAGCAGAACGAUGCUGGCACACAAUCCUCAAGAGACGUGCCCUUGUGGCCUGGAUACUGUAUGUGCAGAAUGAGCGGAGCAAGAUGCAGGUGGCCAUAGACUGGCAUGCGCUGCAUUGUAUGGAGUUCUGGUUCGGACGCUGGCUGAAAUACACAAUCCACUGUCGAAUGAUCGAGGACACCAAGACCCGCCAGGCCAUCUCGCAUCACGAAUGGCACUUAAAAUGGAAGGUCUUGGACUGCUGGCGCCGGCUGCCUCAGAUUCUCAAAAUAGAAAAGGAGACCGAGGAGCGGCGUCAGCGAUGGCGCAUGAAGAUCUGGGAACUGCUACCCGACUACAAGCCACGCGAGGACAGUCUUUGGUAGUUAAAUAAUCUUUUUAUUAAAGUUAGUUUCCUAUUUUUAUUUAUUUUGAAUAAAUUUGAAAGUUGCGUUUA